Messenger RNA from Stylonychia lemnae, 2271 nucleotides. The record is from the annotation of a GenBank genome assembly. Lineage: Eukaryota; Ciliophora; Spirotrichea; Sporadotrichida; Oxytrichidae.
AUGCUCUAUCAAUAGUUUAAAAGUGAGGGCAAAGUUUUUAUAGAACCUUUGAGGAGUGAGAUAUCUUUUAAUCAGAAUUAAAGUAUCAUUGAUUUUCAUGCAAGUAAUCAUCUGCUUGCUACAAAGAUCAGAUUAUAAUAUAUUACAGAAAUCUCAGAGAACGUAAGUACUUAAACUUAGAUUAAUGGAAACGAAAACUUAAAUGAAUUAGCAUUCGCAUAUUUUAAGUAAAAUCCUAAAGUGAUUCAGAUUAAUGAUUUAAUUUCAAUGCAAAAGGAUGAAGGCUAUAUUAUUCUUAAGGUAAUCGAGAUAGAAUAUAAAGAAAAUGUAAAGCAACUCUAUUCUAAAGUGCUUGAUCUUAAAGAGCCACAGAUAGAUAAAUAUCUUUCCAAAUUAGAUCAUCAAAUUGCAAAUGAGAUCUCAUUUAAUAAAUACUUUGGAUAUCUCGCUCACCAUUCAGCUCUAACUUCAGUUGAAAUCAUUCACACAAGCAAUACUGAUAAAAUUGAAAUGCCUAGAUAUUUUUUCAGAAAUCUAAAUAAGAUUUGCAUUCUAAGAAAGUAUCAAAUUUUUAAGAAAACUAGAAUAGAGUUGAAUUAGUCUUUGCAUUGCUAAUCAGGAGAAUCAAGAAAGAUUAAUAUGAUUCAUUUAUUUGGUUAAUCUGGAUGUGGUAAGACAACCAUGCUUAGGGAUUUAGCAGAUAAAAAUGGAAUUCUUUAUAAAGCUUUUGACUGUUUAGAUUAUUACAACAUUAUUCAGUUGAAGAAAUUGAUUACCGAAAUUAUUUAUGAUUUAUCUAUUCCUUUCAAGGGGGUAUUGAUUGAGCUUAAUAACUUUGAUUAAUAUAAGCUCUUGAUUGAUUAAUUUUCAUAAGGUGGCAGCAAGUCGAAAAGAGAUCUUACUGAGAUGAGAUUUUCUUAGGCUUUUGAAGAAUCAUUAAACGAACUAUAAAGCAAGAUAAGUGAUUAAACUUAAAUUACUCUAGUCUUCCCUACUUAGAAGAAAUCAGAUAUAAGUGAUAUAUUUGCCAAACUGAUCAGAAAUAAAAUACAAAUCCUAAACCCUGAGAAGUAGGAUAGAGAUGCUAUAGUAAGAUGGAUGCUUGAAUUUGAUUCAAAGUUAAAACUUGAUAUAGAGAUAAUUUUGAAGUUAAAUAUCAAUGAGAUUGCAAAAUAUCUCCAGGGUAAAACUGUUAAGGAGAUUAGGAACACUUUGAUAAAGAUUUUGAAGAGCAGAAAUGAGCUUAAUAAUGAUAUAUUGAUGAAAAGGUUAUAAGAUUUGGAAAAAUAAAGAAAGGCUUUCGGUGAAAAAUCUGUUAGAAUACCAGAAGUUAAAUGGGCCGAUGUUGGAGGACUAGCAAACGCAAAAGAAGAUAUACUGUAAACUAUUAUGUUGCCUAUUGAGAAACCACAUUUAUUCAAAAAUGGAAUCGCCUAAAGAUCUGGUUUAUUAUUUUAUGGGCCACCUGGCACAGGAAAAACAUUACUAGCCAAGGCUAUUGCUACCGAGUGUCAAAUGAAUUUCAUAUCAGUUAAGGGGCCAGAGCUAUUGAAUAUGUAUGUUGGUGAGUCUGAAAAGAAUGUAAGAGAAGUAUUUGAAAGAGCAAGAGAAAAUCUGCCAUGUAUUAUAUUCUUCGAUGAGUUGGACUCAUUAGCACCAGCUAGGGGUAAAGGAGCGGAUUCAAGUUAAGUUAUGGACAGAAUUGUAGCUCAGCUAUUAACAGAAAUAGAUGGACUUGGCAAAAAGGGUGGAAUGUUUGUGAUAGGUGCUACUAAUAGGCCUGAUCUACUUGAUAGUGCAUUAUUAAGGACAGGAAGGUUUGAUAAAAUGAUAUAUCUUGGUGUAGCCAAAACCUCUGAGGAGAGAGUGAAAAUUAUUCAAGCUUAGACAAGAAAUCUAAAACUAGAGGAAGGCAUUGAUCUUAAUCUAAUAGUCUAAAAUAUCCCAGAAAACUUUACUGGCGCUGAUUUUAGUGCUCUAACAACUGAAUCCUAUAUGAUUGCAGUCAAAGAAAAGAUUGAAGAUUUGGAAGUUAGCAUUAAAAUAUUUAAGCAAGAAAAUAAUAUCCCAGAUUAGGAUGAAAUCUUACCUGAAACUUAUCUUAAGUUGAAGUAUGGAGAUGAUAAAAUUGCUUAAGACAGAGAAGCUUAAAUCUUAAUUAAAUAGGAUCAUAUGAUUAGAGCUCUAUCUAAAAUUACACCCUCAAUAUCUUUAGAGGAGCUGAGAAAGUAUGAGGAAUUAAGAGAUAAAUAUACUGCUAGUGAAAGCUGA